UUCAGCGUCAUUUCUACACAAAAAAAAAAAAAAAAAAAGCCAAAAAUAACGCAAAUGGAAGCCACCACUUUAUUCACAUUGUCCCUCCUCCUCGUUUCCUUCACGACAAAAGGAGUGUCUGCCAACCCUAAUGGCAUUCUGCCUCCUGCAGUUGUUGACGUUUCAGGGAAUGAACUCCGAAAGGGCGAAUAUUAUCAUUUGAUUGCUUGGCCUUCAAGGCCGUUGCCACUAGGACUUGUCACCUCCAUUUCACCACUCGUAAACCGUAAUGGAACCUGUUGGGUUCAAUACAAAAUUGAAAGAUUUGUAAUUGGUCCACAACCAACACCAAGUAUUCCAGUAAAAUUUUCGCCCAUCCUACCCGACGAAGACGAAUUUAUCCGAGAGUCCACAUUUCUCAACAUCCAGUUUCCUGAUGCCGCUGUAUCAUACGUAUGUGGCGACUCAUUGUGGAAGGUUAUUAAUCGUCCCGACCAAGUUUUCGGACAACAGUUUAUCGUUGUUGGUGACAACUCAGGCUUCACCAGGCCCGGUUGGUUGAAAAUUGAAAGAUACUCUGAACAUCCUCUGCGUCAGUACAAGCUUCUAUGGUGCCCUGUCUAUGUGUUGGAUCAAUCUGUGCUCUCAUCAGAUGAUUGCCAAACUAUUGGAAUCUUUACUAAUAGCGAUGGAAUUGAGCGUCUGUCUCUGGCUGAUACUUCGGUGCCAUUUGCAUUCAGGGCCUCCGCAGAACCACAGAGUGAUCAGUACUUGAAAAUGAGUACUUCUAAUGCUUAAUUUUCAAAAUGAAACUUUGCUUCUUCCGUGUUGUAAUGCAUCUAAUAUCAUUAGAUUUAGAUGCUAACUAUGUAUGUACCUAAAAUAAUGAAUUACUAAAUAAGGAAGAAGGUGGUCUUUUAUUGUUAAACUAAA
Messenger RNA from Morus notabilis, 912 nucleotides. RefSeq lists its product as uncharacterized. Bases 55 to 777 code for a protein of 240 amino acids. Gene Ontology annotation, molecular function: endopeptidase inhibitor activity. The transcript has a single exon. The record is from RefSeq and is a predicted model, not a curated record. Lineage: Eukaryota; Viridiplantae; Streptophyta; Magnoliopsida; Rosales; Moraceae.